This is a messenger RNA of Engraulis encrasicolus (European anchovy), 4918 nucleotides long. RefSeq lists its product as uncharacterized. Gene Ontology annotation, biological process: binding of sperm to zona pellucida; prevention of polyspermy. Gene Ontology annotation, molecular function: acrosin binding; structural constituent of egg coat. The coding region runs from base 2 to 4840 and encodes 1612 amino acids. The transcript is spliced from 19 exons. The record is from RefSeq and is a predicted model, not a curated record. Lineage: Eukaryota; Metazoa; Chordata; Actinopteri; Clupeiformes; Engraulidae. Gene Ontology annotation, cellular component: egg coat.
GAUGUCUUGCGUGCGGGCAACAAAAAUAGUUGUCACAUUACUGUUUUUAUGUGGUUUCAUCCCUACAACGCUUUUCGCUCUUCAAACUCGGAGCACGUUGCUGGCUGGAAAUUUCACAGCAGGUGAUGUUUUAGAGAUUCGUAUCCAACAAGCCACCGAAAUGAACACAGAGGGCAGAAAGAACGACACAGUGGGACAAGUAAUAUCCCCACACCAGAUCAAGCACACCGAUAGUUUAAAACAGAGCCGACCUUCAGAACAAAGACAUUUAGAAGACUCGGGUAAAAUGCGCGUGCAAUCAAGAUCUUGGAUCAGACCGCGAGGAACGAUGACGCACAGAAAAAGAUCACUCGACAGCGAUUACCAGUCAGACUUCACAGGACAUGAUAACGCGAAGAAAGCGUUUGUUUACUCUCCAACUGGCCCAGAUGUACAAACCGGGGACAAGUGGCAGUCCAUGAGACCGACAGUUGAAUGCGCUGGCACCGCGAUGACGCUCACCGCUCAGGGAAGAGGUUACACGAAUCUGCUGGUAGACCGAGAGGGCUCGCCGCCCUUGUCUCUCUUCCACUUGCCACCCCACUGUGGCUACAACAUGAAGUACACAUGGAGGGAUCUCACCCUGAAGGUGCCCUAUGAUGGAUGCUACAUCGUCCAGGAGAAUGGUCAAUACGUGCUUCCUCUGUUGUGGAGGGGCAGCCCAGUGAAGAUCUCUUGCCCGGUGGCCUCCAUCCCUGACCUCCUCUGCUCCCCAGCUGGGAUGGUGCUGAAGAUCACCGGAGCGAAGGAUGGAGAACAGACGCUGAAGGCCAAAGUGGGGGAUCAGCAGGUGACCCUGGUGUCUGCCACGUGUGCGCAUCACAUGGAGUCGUCUCCUGAGGAACCGGUCUACUUCAUCCCUUACACAGCACCCUGUGUCACUAUGAAGGAUGGCCAGAGCAUAAUCACCGUUGUCGUCGGGGCAACAGAGUUCACUAUGGCCUGCCCAGUCCCCAUGGCAGCCUUGCAUUUGUCUCCACCAUCAUCUUCCACGAACAAUCCAGAUGUGCAGCAGGAAACUCAACCUCUUCCAUCAAAAGUGACAUCACCACCACCACCAGUGGCACAAUCGCCUCAGUUGCAUAGCUUCCCCUCAGAUCCGGCUCUUGUGUCAAUCCCCGCUCAUCACAUACCUCUCCUCAAUCCAGACUUCCACUGGAACUUGAGGGGAGUCAGCCACUCGGGGAGUCAGCCACUGCCAGUUGUGCCCACACAACCUUCAACCCCAGAGGAGGUCACGACCUCUCCACCAGCUCUUGGUUCCCAUCAUCCCAUGUGGCUCCACUUUCUCCCUCACCCCGGAUCUCAGUCUCACUCUUCUGACCCUGCGCCUUCAAAUUCUGACCAUGGAGUUGAGGUGCCCUUCCCAUACCAUCACAUGGGGAUACAGUUCCCCCAUCACCCUCCUACCUCACCUCCACACCAUCAGAAGCCGGCUCCGGUUCCAGUUCCAGAACCUGGUUCCCAAACCAAAGUUCCUGUUCCGGAAUCUGGUUCACAGUCACAAGUUCCUUUGGGUCUCCCUACCGGGUAUCAUGGUAUCAUGAUGCCCUUCCUCUAUCCAUAUAUGGGCGAGCAAAAGCCUGUACAUCCUGAUGCCGAACAAACUACUGGAACUCCCCCAGUUGCCCCUUCACCUCCUCAGAAACCAGGUCCAGCUCCUAGUGCACAGUCAGAGUCAAAACUUCCGCCGGGUCUCCCAAUGGGGCCUCACGGUCUCCUCAUGCCCUACAUGUUACCUGUUGACUCCCAACAGAUCUCUUCCAAGCAACCAUACGUUGGUCCAGUACAAUACCCAAACUACCUCAUGAAUUUCCCUUAUGGGCCCUACUGGGACCACCAGAAGACUGUUCCAACUGCUCCUCCUACCACUACCACCACCACCCCUACUCCCACAACACCACCUCCCAAAAUACUGGGGCCUCCCGGUGUCCGUCCACCCAAUCAGCAACAAACUCACGACUGGUAUUACUAUUUACAUCCCAAUCUCGUACAGCCCCCAGCAGUGCCACCAAUAGUCAUGGACACCUCCCCCGUUCCCGGUCCACAUCAACCACCCAAGCAGCUGCCCUUUGACCCCUCCAAGCACCCCUACUACAUGCAUCCACAUUUACCAUUCCACCAGCAACCCCAGCAACCUGCUCCAACCCCUCCACCCACAGAACCUACCAAGGUCCAGGACCCAGUCCAGCCCGGGAACCCUUUCCUGCAUUGGCUACAACAGUACCACCAGCAACCUGUGCAGAAACCUGUAGCACCACCUCCACCCACAGAACCUACCAAGGUCCAGGAGCCAAUGAUGCCUCCUGGCAAGCCUGCUCAACCGCCAAGUAAAACGGAUGGGCAGCUACCACAAAGUCCCUUCAUCGUUUACUGGCCAGAUAUACCAUUCACAGUAGCGCCACCAGAGCGUAGACUCACCACCCCGACCGCAGCCACUGUAUCCAUUGACACUUUGGAGAAACAACCAGUUGCUGCACCGGUUCCCUCACCCGGCGGACACCAGCAGAGUCCGAUGUUGUAUUAUCCUCCGUUUCAAGCACCGUUUCCCGUGCCAGUGUGUCCGCCCAAUUCAGCCCUAACGUGUACUGGUUACCCUUACACACAACCUACUACCGGAGCACCACAGAUGACGACGACUGCUGCUGAUGGGGGUCAGUCAUUGAUUUGGGGUCCACCUGAGAUGGUGUCACCCAUCGACAGUGGCAAGCCACAGCUACCACAACCACCAAUUGCACCCCCAACCAGUCCGGCGACACCGAGGUUUGAGCCUCCCAAAGGCGCGGAUGCUGAGGUAUUGCUCCCCACGCCUGGUGCACCGGUGCCGGCGAAAGUUUCUCCAACGCUCUCUUGCGAGGCCGACUUUAUGGUAGUUUUGUUGCCCAACGCCGAUAAGGACUCCGUCCACGUUAAAGAGCUGAGGAGCAGCUGGGUACCGGUCUCGUCCGCCCCCCUCAGCUGCCAGUAUGAGCUCCGCACAGCUCCCAGCGGCGUGGUGCUCUCCACCCCACUCCCUGCCUGCCACUCUCGGCAACCUGAGGAGCCCUAUGUCCUGUCGCUGCCACUCAAGUUCUGGGACCUCACGCUGGGUCGGUACCGCUUCAUGGACCUCCGAUGCCCGUUCAUUGACGUCCUCCCCACGGCGAAACCCAUGCCACCACCCACGGCUAAACCCAUGCCACCGCCUACUAUGGCGCCGCCCAUCACCACCACUACAGCUAGUGGCCAGAAGACGGUCUUCCCUCCCGGGCCCCCUGGUGGCCAAGUGACGAUUUUUCCACCUGUACCCACAACUGCAGGUGGUCAGAAGACUGUCUUCCCACCGAUACCUACAAGCGGUGGCCAGGUAACGCUCUUUCCACCCAUGCCUACCACUGGAGGCCAGGUGACUCUCUACCCUCCCAUCCCCACGGCGACGCCUCUCCCCAGGCCUGAGGUUCUCUGCUCCACAGAGCACAUGACUGUAGCACUUCCACCUGGACCCUUGUCUGCGUUGGUGGUUAGAGAUUUGGAAGGAAAUGAGGUGAGGGUGGAAAAUGCCCCAGUGCACUGUGGGUAUAAAGUCAGGGUGGGCAAGAGCGGCCAUAUCACAGUCAUCCUGCCGUACAACACCUGCCACGUCAAGAUCAAGGAUAAUCGUUGGAGCGUGGAGUUGAAGUAUCAGCUGUUUGACGGCAGCAGAGGACGUGCCACACUAUCAUGUCCUCACGCCACCCCUCCCCCCACUCCAGGCCCUAAGUGUGAUGUCCCCAGUGAUAGGCAGGUGGCCUGCUCCUCUGCGCCAGUGUCCCCAUCGGAGUGCCACUAUCUGGGCUGCUGCUACUCCCACCUGACCCACACCUGCUACUACCCCAUGGAUGAAUGCACAGCUGACGGACAUUUUGUCUUCACCAUACCUUCCACCAUCAUGAGCCCACCCCUCAACCCCGCCAUGCUUGUCGCCGGCGGCAACGCUUCAUGCCCGCCUCUGUCGUCGACCAGUAGCUACGCCCUGUUCAAGAUCCCGUUGGACGGCUGUGGCGCCCACAAAUUCGAAGUGGGCCAGACGGUGAUCUACAUGGUUGAGAUUCUCAACACGAUCCAGACGGUCUCGCUCAACUACGGCACCAUCACACGGGAGUCACCUGUGAGGGUCCUGGUGGAGUGCAGGUUCCUGCCUGGCUCGGUGGUGAGUGUGGGCUACCUGGUGAAGAAGCCAUCGCUCGGCCCCUCCAUCCAUGCACAGGGGGUCUUUGGAGUCCAGCUCAGGAUCGCCAAAGACCCAGUCUACUCCUCCUACCACCCGCAGUACCACCUCCCCCUGCACCUCCUGUUGGGGAGGCCCCUGUACUUGGAGGUGCGACUCCUCAACCCCCCCGACCCCACCGUGGUGCUGCUGGUCCACUACUGCGUGGCCUACCCGCGAUCCGCACAGGCGGCAUGGGUCCUCAUCUAUGACGGGUGCCCUAACUCGCUGGACCCCGCGCCUGCCAUCACCCCGACCCCUCCCCGUCCCGACGUCCCCCAUCAGAUGCGCCGGUUCACAGUCUCCGCCUUCCAGUUCCUGACCGAUGGAGGCACCUCCAUCAAGGGAGACGCUUCCAUCAAGGGAGACGCUUCCAUCAAGGGAGACGCUUCCAUCAAGGGAGACGCGUCUGACUCUCCCGACUCCUCCCCUUCAGACGAAGAGAUCUACUUCAUGUGCUCUACAGAGAUCUGCUCUCCUUCAGAUGGCCCAUGUGUGGAAGGUUGCUUCGGUGCUGACUCGUCUAAAGACCAUUCUAAAGGGCAGCAGCGGCUGGACUGGACAGGCUCUCAUUAGGCCACAAGGACUCUCUGAUUGGACAAGACCGGACUCGCACUGCCCCACAUUUACUAAUAAACUUUUCUCUGAAGAGGA